GAAGUCUCGCCAGUAGUCACGCCAGUAGUCACGCCAAGUCUUACUUAAUUUCGUUAAAGGUGUCGUGUCGAUGUAACUUAGAUGAAUCCGACCGUCUCGCAGCUCGGCGACGGAACAAUCAGUAUCCGUUGGUACUCGGCGGAGUGUGGCGGAGCGUGGCGGAGUGUUCGUGCGAGGUCUCGGCGGGUCUCGGUGGGUCUUGACAAGGCCGACUGUUUCAGACGUGUUUAGUGUUUUCAGACAGCUGAACACGGCGAAACGAGUCUGGUUCCUUGGCAUCACAAACGGAAGAAUUGACUUCCACCUACUCGCUUUCGAUGUGAACGUAAAUCGUUAGUCGAAUCGACCAGCAUGCGAUGGAAGAUGCAGCUUGUGGUCUGGCAGCUGUUAUACCGCUGUUAGCUCUGUCGCUCAAGGAGAUUGAACACCCGCCGCAGGUGCGAUUUCCCAUUUCUGUCAAUCUUCAGAUUUUUCAUCGUCGACCUAACGUCAUGGACAGCGCCUGCCUUCAUCAGCUCGUCACGACGCCGAUCAAAAAUGUUCUACAAUUGCAACGGAUCAAAGAGAUUAAAUGGAUGAAUCCAAGAGCGUGCACGAAUGAGGCAUAUAUUCCUACCCCUAUUGAACACAUGGCAAAUGUGGCGACUCACGGAAUAUGGGUUGUACCUUCGGUGAUUGGUGGUAUCGAGCUUAUACGACGUUCAACUACAUGGGGUCAACUCGUUUCUGCUUGCGUAUACGGCACUUCCUUGAUCCUUGUUUUUGCGGUCUCAACUUUCUUCCACAGUGUGCACUACUGCAAUCAUAAUAGACAGCUAAAAGAUGCAUUACAUCGCUGUGAUCGCGCUAUGAUAUACAUCUUCAUAGCAGCCAGUUACUUUCCAUGGUUAAACAUAGACCAUUUCUCAGACGAUGAGCUCUUAUUCGCGAUGCGAUAUGUCGUUUGGAUCAUGGCUAUAAUGGGCAUCCUCUACCAGCAAAUCUUCCAUGAGAAAUAUAAAAUGCUUGAAACUAUAUUCUACGUAGUUAUGGGUAUUGGACCUAGUGUUGCAAUUCUCAAUGUUUAUAACUAUUACAAUAUUACGGAAUUGAAACUUGGCGGGCUGAUAUACGUUCUUGGCUUAGUAUUUUUCAAAUCGGAUGGUCGUAUACCUUGCGCUCAUGCAAUCUGGCAUCUCUUCGUGGCCGCGGCAGCAGGAUUCCACUAUUACGCAAUUCUAAGUCACGUAUUUCCUGAAACAGAUUCAACGGACGACGUUCUUGGGUCAUCCAAUAGUGCGCCACCAUUGUCUAAUAUACUACAGUCUCAUAUAGAAUUGUAAAAAUUGUAUACUGUUUUCUACAUUAGUUUUUCCAGAUACUAAAAAUUCUAAAACACGUAGCAGUUUUAGAGGUGAACUCUAAAACUAUAUUCUGAUAAAAAGGAUAUCUUUAAUUCUUAUCCAUUUAGAAAAAGUUUUUGAUAAGGAAAAAUUAAUUUUUCAAUCAUGACUUUGUAUGUCUGUACUAGAACAACCAGUUUUUCAUAAUUAUUCCAAGUAUAAGUAAAAGCAUUUUGUGCAAUAUGUAAAUAUAUAAAGGUGGAUUAUAUGGUUAAAAGAAAGUUAAGUACCUGACGGUUUUAUGUGAGAUUCGAUUCAUAUGUUAAGGACAUGUGUUAGAAACGAAAAAGGAGUUAGAUAUUAUACUAGCAGAAAUAUUAGCGUGGCUCGGUUACUGCAAAUUACAUCACAAGUUCGUAUACGUCUACAGUGAGUAUUGUGUCUUUCAUAUGAUUUGAUAUGCUAGUAUUUCGAGAGAUCAUUUAUAAGUAAUGCCAAAUUUUAUUAUAUUGUAAGAGAGAGAAGAUUUACCAAUCCUGUACCAUUGAGAAUACAGGUAUUAUUUUUGGGGUAAUUAUUUUUUGUUUUAUAUAAGUUUUAUAAAAGUCUUUAUAUUAGGAUCUACGAAGCGUAGACAUUAAGUGUUAGUUUAGCGAUGAAUAGAAACCAAGUUGACUGAAUACAAAGAAACAAUCUUUGCUUUCUAUCGUAAGUGUCAAUCGUCUUUUUGUUUGCGGAUGUAAUGUGCCAAAAUUAAACUCAAGUUCGUAUCUAUCUAAUGAUCUAAAAUUUAAGAUUUCCACAAUAGAUUCAACAUAGGUACAAGAGUAUCUUGUAUUUAUACAAUCCUUGUAUAAGAGAAACAUAAUGUUACUUGAAUUAUAACAGUUUUACGAAUAUUUCGGUGUGUAUCCCCAUAUAAAGAAUAUACACAUAUUAUAAUCAUCGAGCGUUUCAUAAAAUAUAGAACAUAUGUUGAAAUGAAUAAUGGCCUUAUUUGUUGUAUUACUUGACAUGAUUGCCAAUCAAUCUUACAUGAAGUUUGAUCUCUUAUUGUUAAUUUUUAUCUUAAGAACGAUUGUACAUCAGGAAAUCAGUUUUAGUCAUUAUGAUGUAGUUAUUGCAACAGUUAUAUUAUUGUUAUAAAUAAUUUAUUUAUAAUUUUUGCAUCUAUAGGACGAUCUGAUUUAUAUCUACUUAUUUACAAAUCAAUUGUAUAUUAUUAUAAAAUCAAAUAUGUAUUGUGCGUGUAUAUGUAUAUACACAUGCAUGUAUAUACAUGAACACAUAUAGCCUACAUACAUGUACAGCAUCAAUAUUGUAAAGUAUUGUUAAGAACGUGUUAUCAAUGUAACAAGAAUAUUAAAUUGCGAUAUAUAUAUAACUCAAAUAUCGCUAGAGACAAAGUACAAAAUAAUUAUCAGCUAUGAGUUUGUUUGUUGGCUAUCUUUUGUCCUUGUGAUUUGCAGUGGACCAAAGUAUUAUGGAGUAAUAUAUAUAGCAUUGCUAUCAACGGUAUGCUUUCUGAGUAUGUGAGUGUAAUUCACAAUAAUAAAAAAAUAAAGGAAUUAUAUAUUGACGAAA
This is a messenger RNA of Linepithema humile (Argentine ant), 2906 nucleotides long. RefSeq names its product monocyte to macrophage differentiation factor 2. The record is from RefSeq and is a predicted model, not a curated record. NCBI's taxonomy places the organism in Eukaryota, Metazoa, Arthropoda, Insecta, Hymenoptera, Formicidae. Gene Ontology annotation, cellular component: membrane. Gene Ontology annotation, molecular function: pore-forming activity.